Hippocampus zosterae (dwarf seahorse) is the source of this 1154-nucleotide messenger RNA. It is a transcript of the gene sco2, whose product is annotated as protein SCO2 homolog, mitochondrial. The coding region runs from base 75 to 995 and encodes 306 amino acids. The record is from RefSeq and is a predicted model, not a curated record. The transcript has 3 exons. Gene Ontology annotation, biological process: mitochondrial respiratory chain complex IV assembly. Lineage: Eukaryota; Metazoa; Chordata; Actinopteri; Syngnathiformes; Syngnathidae.
UUUUUGAGACGAAGCAUUGCAGCGGCAGGUGUCGCUAAUGGAGAUAUACGCGGGUUGCGAGCCGCCGCCAUUACAUGCGAAGAAGAAGAAGCCGAAGAAGAAGAAGAAGCAGCAGCUGGGACAAUCGUGCUCAUGACAGCAAACAAUCAACGACAGCGUCCUGGCUAUCCCUUUUUCUUUUCUUCGAUUCCACUUCUUGUUUUUGUGCAAGUGACAAGAUGCUGUUGGCACUCAGGCGCCUGGCGGCAGAUCUCCGCGGGGGUUUGCGGCUGAGGAAUACGUGGCGGGAGCGUCCGCACGGAUUUCCUCCUCCGCCGCCCCCCGCCCGCCUCUCGUCUGGAGGCGAGCCAUCGUCGGCCAAGCUGAAGCUGAGGACGCGCGCGGCGGCGACGCUGCUGCUGGCCGGCGGCCUGCUGGCGGCGUGGGCCCGGGUGGACGCCGAAAAGCGGCGGGGGGAGCGGCGGGCGCGGGCCGAGGAGCUGCGGCGGGUGGCGCUGGGUCGGGGCGACUUCAGCCUGGUGGACCACAGCGGGCGGCGCCGCACCAAGCGGGACUUCCUGGGCCGCUGGGUGCUGCUCUACUUCGGCUUCACGCGCUGUCCCGACAUCUGCCCCGACGAGCUGGACAAGAUGAGCGCCGCCGUGGCCGAGCUGGACGCCGACGCCUCGCUGCCGCCCGUGCAGCCGCUCUUCAUCACCGUCGACCCCGAGCGCGACCCCGUGGAGGCGCUGGCCCGCUACGUCAAAGACUUUCACCCCCGACUGGUGGGCCUGACGGGCACCCCGGAGGAGGUGCGAGAGGCCGGCCGCGACUUCCGCGUCUACGCCGGCCGCGGCCCGCCGGACCAGGACGGCGACUACCUGGUGGACCACUCGGUCCUCAUCUACCUGCUGGGCCCAGACGGACUCUUGGUGGACUACUACAACCGGCAGAAGGACAAGGAGCACAUCGUGCAAAGCGUGCGGCGACACAUGGCCGAGCGUGGCCGACUGUAACCUUGGCGGCGUGACGGGAGGAGCGACGCCGCCGCGGUCAAGUAAGGCAAGAUUCCUCAUUGGAUUCCCUGAAUGGGAAGCCACGGCAUUUCACAAUCCGCUACUCGUCGGGAGAAGACGCCCUCGAUCAAAUCACUGAAUAAAAAGCGCAAAGAUUUU